AUGGACCAUUCCGCCCUCAUCUGUCUCGCCACCGAGACCGCCGAUGUUGCUUGCAACCUUGCAGUCGAGCUGCCUCAACGCGGAUUACCCGAAUCUUCAUUCGAACACGGCCUACCUAGUCCCUUUCAGAGUGAUUCACCCGACUCUGGUGCGUUCGCGGCGCGUGUGAAACUACUUGGUCUGCUGGACGAGUUCCACAACCUGCUAACUGAACCAGUCCUACUAAGCAGCCCAGAGCUAGGAACCACCGUACAAGUCCUAGCCUACCAGCUAAAUCUAAACCAGAAUAUAGUCUGCAGACUCCUCGCCCACGCCGCCACCUACCAUAUAUCCUUCCAAUCCGGACCCGACUUCUUCAACCACACAGCGGACUCUCCCGUUCUCACCAAGAACGAGGCGGCUGGAGCCUCCAAAACACCCCCAACUCCCCACCUUCCAAGCUCUCUCCACAAUCCCUACAGCGUCACAUCCUUCACAAAAUCAAUGACCUACCACACCCACCUCUCAGGCUACUCCCCUAACUAUCUAGUGAACAACUUCCCUUGGCCCCUCAACGAAAGUAAAACAACCAUAAUCGGCAUAGGCGGCGGAACGGACCACAUCGCGCGCGCCCUGGUAUCGCACAGCCCCAAUAUAAAAUGCAUAGUUCAAGACCGCGCCGAGGUCAUCGCUCAAGCCGAGGCUACCCUCCCGCCGGACCUGCGCGAACGGCCUGUUCACGGCGCGGAUGUGUAUUUGCUGAGGUAUGCGCUGAUCCUGGCGUUGAAGGCUGGGGCGAAGGUAGUUAUUAAUGAGAGGAGGGGUGUGAAUGAGAGGUUUGAGAUGGUGCGAGUUUCUAGGCCUGAGAGAUCGUAUUUGGCAGCCAUUUGGAUUAUUUGGAAGGGGUAG
This is a messenger RNA of Aspergillus alliaceus, 888 nucleotides long. RefSeq lists its product as uncharacterized. Lineage: Eukaryota; Fungi; Ascomycota; Eurotiomycetes; Eurotiales; Aspergillaceae. Bases 1 to 888 code for a protein of 295 amino acids. Gene Ontology annotation, molecular function: O-methyltransferase activity. The record is from RefSeq and is a predicted model, not a curated record. The transcript is spliced from 7 exons.